AUGGCCCUUGACUACUUUGCGAGUGACCAGACCUGGGGCAAUAUUCUGGCCCAUGGAGACUUCGAUUACAUCGUUAUCGGCUCGGGCUUUACUGCUUACGCAUUCAUCCAGAAGGCACUUGAUCUUGACCCAGGUGCCAAGAUUCUUUGCUUGGAGCGUGGAGGCUUUUGGCUCCCUUCUCACUUCCAGAACCUGCCGAUCCCCUUCAAAAUGGUUCUUGGCGGGCCCUCCGAGACAUUCCCCUGGACCCUCUCGCGCAAGACAUUCGAGACAAAAGAGCUAAGGUUCUUGCACGGGUCCUGCCCAUUCUUCGGUGGUCGAUCAACAUUCUGGUCCUCUUGGAGCCCGCGGCCGAGUCUAGACCUGAUGCGCGACUUUCCCGAGUCCAUGAAAGAGACUGCCUCCCACGAGCAAUUCUGGACAGAGGCCCAGGAGCUCUUGAACGUCACGCCUGCAUCUCAGAUCAAAGAUGGCGUCUUUGACACCCUCCAGACGGCCAUCGAUCGCAUCCUCGAACGCUCAGUCCACAACAUUCCUACGGCAGACUAUGCCGAAUCGGCACCCCUGGCUGUCGGACGACGCAGCCCGACUUCUCGUCUACGAUUCAACAAGUUUUCUGUCCCCGGGCCUUUGCUCGGCAUCUUGGAACGCCAGAGGCACUUGAGCAAAACCAACCAGGGAGCGCCUCUGGAAAUCAUGGUUGACUGCGCAGCGACCAGCAUGGCCAAAGGCGACGACGACGAUUUUGUCCGUGUCAUCGAAACCAGCAAAGGCACGUUGUCGUGGACCGGCAACAAGACUAGGAUCAUCCUCUGCGCUGGCGCUAUUCCCAACGCCACCAUGUUGCUGAACUCGUUCGAGAACUGCCGUGAUAGCGUCGGUAAGAGGCUUACCGGCCACUUCGUGACGCACAUCUCGGCAAGAUGUCCCGUGGAGAAUAUCAAGGGCUGGAAGAAGGAGGAUACGCUCCAGAUGGCGGCUGCGUACGUGGCUGGCAGAGAUCCGAAAACAGGCCUGCAGUAUCACGUCUCGGUCACGGCGAUGAAUAGUCCCAACCCGCACGAUGAUGAAGAGGACGCGGCGCGCGAGUGCCCGGACUAUGCGGCGGCGGCGACGCUGGAUCAGCUUGUUGGUUCGGAGGAUUACGUUGUGUUCGUCUGCUCAGCCCUCGGUGAAUUCACCGAAGCCAACCCCCAGAACAACAUCAAGCUCAACAAAGGCGCCGACCCAACCUGCAACGUCACCCUGCAAUACACUCUAACCCCCUCAGACUAUUCCUGCUGGGACGUAAUGGACGCCGCAACCUACGACACCAUCAAAGAGAUGGCGGGCGGCGACGAGCACGCGUCGGACAUCGAAUGGUGGGACGAGACCACUCACGGCUGGACCAAGACGAAGCCGGCUGUCGACACCAUUCGCAUCCCGGGUGUCGUUCACGAAUCGAGCACGGCUUUUAUGGGACCUAAGGAAGAAGGUGGGUCUGUGGAUGAGCUGUAUCGGCCGCAUGGAAUUGAGAAUGUGCAUGUUACUGGAAAUGCACUGUUCCCAACGGCGGGGAGCUGGAAUCCUACUAUGACCAUGUGUGGGUAUGCGCAGGAUUUGGCGAGGAGGUUGUUUGAUUUAAAGGGGAGGGCGGGUUGUGAGGCGUCAGAUUGA
Messenger RNA from Sordaria macrospora k-hell, 1656 nucleotides. RefSeq lists its product as uncharacterized. The record is from RefSeq and is a predicted model, not a curated record. Lineage: Eukaryota; Fungi; Ascomycota; Sordariomycetes; Sordariales; Sordariaceae. Gene Ontology annotation, molecular function: oxidoreductase activity, acting on CH-OH group of donors.